AUGUUCAUGCAGGGCACCCAGAGGAGGCUGCUGGGCUCCCUCAACUCCAGCUCCGCAGCCACCCCUCACCUCGGGCUGGCUGCCAACCACACAGGGCCCCGGUGCCUGGAGGUGUCCGUUCCCGACGGGCUCUUUCUCAGCCUGGGGCUGCUGAGCGUGCUGGAGAACGUGCUGGUGGUGGCUGCCAUUGCCAAGAACCGCAACCUGCACUCGCCCAUGUACUCCUUCAUCUGUUGCCUGGCUGUGUCCGACCUGCUGGUGAGCCUGAGCAACGUGCUGGAGAAGGCGUUCAUCCUGCUGCUGGAGGCGGGCGCCCUGGCCACCCGGGCUGCUGUGGUGCAGCAGCUGGACGACCUCAUCGACGUGCUCAUCUGUGGCGCUAUGGUCUCGAGCCUCUGCUUCCUGGGUGCCAUUGCUGUGGACCGCUACAUCUCCAUCUUCUAUGCGCUGCGAUACCACAGCAUCGUCACACUGCCCCGGGCAUGGCGGGCCAUCUCAGCUAUCUGGGUGGCCAGUGUCCUUUCCAGCACGCUCUUCAUCGCCUACUACAAUCACACAGCCGUCCUGCUUUGUCUUACCAGCUUCUUUGUAGCCAUGUUGGUGCUCAUGGCUGUGCUGUACGUCCACAUGCUUGCCCGGGCAUGCCAGCACGCCCGGGGCAUCGCCCGGCUCCAUAAGAGGCGGCGUCCCGUCCACCAGGGCUUUGGCCUCAAGGGCGCCGCCACGCUCACCAUCCUGCUGGGUGUUUUCUUUCUCUGCUGGGGCCCCUUCUUUCUGCACCUCUCACUCAUGGUCCUCUGCCCUCAACACCCCAUCUGUGGCUGCGUCUUCAAGAACUUCAACCUCUUCCUCACCCUCAUCAUCUGCAACUCCAUCGUUGACCCCCUCAUCUACGCCUUCCGCAGCCAGGAGCUCCGAAAGACGCUCCAAGAGGUACUGCUGUGCUCAUGGUGA
Hyaena hyaena (striped hyena) is the source of this 954-nucleotide messenger RNA. RefSeq names its product melanocortin 1 receptor (gene MC1R). Gene Ontology annotation, cellular component: membrane. Gene Ontology annotation, biological process: G protein-coupled receptor signaling pathway. The transcript has a single exon. The coding region runs from base 1 to 954 and encodes 317 amino acids. The record is from RefSeq and is a predicted model, not a curated record. Gene Ontology annotation, molecular function: melanocyte-stimulating hormone receptor activity. Lineage: Eukaryota; Metazoa; Chordata; Mammalia; Carnivora; Hyaenidae.